This is a messenger RNA of Clunio marinus, 192 nucleotides long. The record is from the annotation of a GenBank genome assembly. NCBI's taxonomy places the organism in Eukaryota, Metazoa, Arthropoda, Insecta, Diptera, Chironomidae.
AUGAAAGCUCUUAAGGAUAUUCGUGAUUCAUUCUCAUGCGAGCUCAAACAGACAUCAUGUUUCAUAGCUCUAUUUAUUGCAAUGGAACUAUGCAAUCCAUUGAUCAAACUUUACACUUUAAGAAAUGCUGCACUUUUAUCACUUCCAUUGACACAGUGUCAAGCAAAAAGUGUUGUUGCGAUAAGAAAAUAA